This is a messenger RNA of Trametes versicolor FP-101664 SS1, 819 nucleotides long. RefSeq lists its product as uncharacterized. The coding region runs from base 1 to 819 and encodes 272 amino acids. Lineage: Eukaryota; Fungi; Basidiomycota; Agaricomycetes; Polyporales; Polyporaceae. The record is from RefSeq and is a predicted model, not a curated record. The transcript has 4 exons.
AUGCAGCGCCGCGUCCUCUCGGGUGCCGGACACGCGAUUGCCCGAUACGACGCUAGUUCAACGUGCGGUGCGUAUCUCAUUGGCUCCCGACUCAAGCAGGACGCCCCCGCGUCGCAACCAGGCUUAAUGCGAACCCCUGCAACAGAACCCGCCCCCGUCGGGGACGACACUCUCCCCGACCUCUCGCAGCUCGCCAUCUCGCCGUCUGUGAGCUCGUCGGUCCUAUUCGGGGAUGAAGAUAACGACUUCCUCCCCGUCUCGCCUCGCCCUCCGCUAUCGCCCCUCCCCGACACCCUUCUGCCGCACCCGGUGUUCACACAGGGGCUCCGCCCUGGUGGCGAAUUGACCCCCGCCCGUGGGGUGACGGUGAACAUUACGGUUCACGCCGCCCAUGCGAGCGUCGCAGUGAAUACGGCGACGCGCACCGGCGAGGUGCGCACCCCGCGAUACCGUCGUCGUACCGCCGUCGCUCGGACGCCCACUGGCACGUCAACAACCUCGGGUUCGGGUGUGCAUGCUCAACCCACCCCGCCCGUCACGACUACGAAGACUCAAGAGUAUACUCUGCGCGGCGGUGGCAAAGUCAUCGCGUGGAAUCCAGCUCUCGAGCAUAUCGAGCCAUGCGACGCGCGUCAUAGUCGCAGGUGGUACAUCGUCACGGCGGGGCUGCGCGUCGGGAUUUGGAAGUCCUGGCUGGCUAUGGAGGAUUAUAUAGACGUCCCGGGAAAGUGUUACCAGUCUUAUGAGCACCGCGACGAGGCCGAGAAGGACUACUACGAAGCCAAGCGAGACGGUCGUGUUCGCCUGCUCAUUAAGUAG